AAUAUAUACAUAUUAUUAGUCCUUAAAUAAUGUGCAUGUAUAAGCAACUUUAAUAAAAUAAUUAAUGAAAGGAUUAAAAAAAUAUAUCUUUUAUAAUUUAGGGACUAAAUAAACACAAAAAAUAAUUCAGAGUGGUUGAAGAUGACCGGCCCAGCGCGAGAAGACGACAACCAGGGGAGGUUUUACUCAACGAAUCCGAUAUGAUCCACGAAGUUACGGUCGACGAAGAAGAUCUUCCUGAUGUUGAUGAUGAAGAACACUCCGAUUUUGAAAAUAUGAGUGUCGACGGUAUGUGUUCCAUUCUCAUACCUUUACUUUCAGCUCUAUUGUGUUUUGGAAUUGAAUAUUUUAAGUUUUUUCCAAAUCUAAUUAGAAAAGAUCAUGGAGAUUCUGUGUCUAGUUUAGCCCUUAGUUUUGAUGGGCAGUUGCUUGCAUCUAGAGGGUUUGAUGGAGUUGUUUGGAUUUGGGGGCCAUUGGGAACCCUCAUUCAUCGACUUGAUGGUCCAGGAGGAGGCAUUGAGGUGUAUAACUUUACAAUUAGUAAAAUACUUGCUUGUUUGCUUUCUCUGGUGCUUAAGGUUAAACAAUCUGUAUUGGCUCUGAUGAUGCAACCUUGAGAAUAUGGAAUCCAAAAAGUGGUGAGAGCAUUUGUGUUGUAAAAGGUAUGUGUUUGCUAUCCAGUUUGGGUUUUCCAUUCUUAACUUCUUUCUUUUUUGUUACAUCUGAUUUUAGGCUAUACAAAAGGCAUAUACCUCUCAUUUCCGAAAUCCCUUCCCAUCAGUCCCAAAGGUUUAACCCUAGACUUCCAAUUUACAU
Rubroshorea leprosula is the source of this 816-nucleotide messenger RNA. The record is from the annotation of a GenBank genome assembly. Lineage: Eukaryota; Viridiplantae; Streptophyta; Magnoliopsida; Malvales; Dipterocarpaceae.